Molecule: messenger RNA, 513 nt
Organism: Nematocida homosporus
Lineage: Eukaryota; Fungi; Microsporidia
Product: DNA-directed RNA polymerase II subunit RPB7
Exons: 1
Coding region: 1-513 (170 amino acids)
Biological process (GO): DNA-templated transcription; positive regulation of translational initiation; positive regulation of nuclear-transcribed mRNA poly(A) tail shortening
Cellular component (GO): P-body; RNA polymerase II, core complex
Molecular function (GO): single-stranded RNA binding; single-stranded DNA binding; translation initiation factor binding
Source: RefSeq, a predicted model, not a curated record
AUGUUCUAUAUCCGGCAGAUGCAAGAGCGGGUUGUUUUAGCACCUAAGUAUUUGGGUAAGAAGGUGGAGGAGGUAGUGCAACGUAAGUUAGUGGCGGAAGUGGAGGGUAAAUGUACGGCUGAUUCGGGAUAUGUCUUAUGUUUACUUUCGUUGGAUUCGUUGACGGCUGGGGUAAUUGAGGAUGAGACGGGUAGUGCUACAUUUCUGGCUGAGUAUUCGGCUUUGACUUUGUUACCGGGUAAGGGAGAGGUAGUGAAUGCGGUGGUGCAUGAGAUAAAUAAGAUGGGGCUGUUUUGCUUUGUGGGGCCUUUUAGUGUGUUUGUUUCGAUGUACCAGAUUCCGGGGCAGUUUACGGAGGCGGGUGAUGAUUCGAGUAUUUUGUCAAACGAUGGUGGGCCGGCUAUUGUGCGGGGAUCAUUGGUGCGUUUGCGGAUUAUUGGAGUGAAGGUUGAACCGAGUAAGAUCUUUGGUAUUGGUACGGUUAAUGAUGAUUAUCUAGGAUGUAUUUCCUAG